GUAACGCUGUCCUCUGGACUCGGGAAGAGCUGGAGGUGGCUUCUUGUCACCCACAGCUCUCAGCUUGUGCUAGGCAAAGGUGUGGGUGCUUCAGCUGCAGCAGGCCGCUCGUUUCAUUGGUUGAAGACCCCAGAAGACGCUCAGGGUUCAGAGCCAAAUAUGGAUGAGGACAGUUUGAUGAUCCCCAUCAACAAAGAUGCUUAUGAAGUCCUUAAGAAAAGAGAGCACUGUCUAAGUAAUCUCCUUAACAAAAAGUUUGCUUGUACAUUCACCUUUGGAAGUGUAAAAUCCACUGCUGAAAUAUACAGAACAACGCUAAAGCAGGGAAUUCACAUAUCGGUUUGUAAGGAUGAUCUAACAAAACACGAAGUCGAUGCUUUGGUGAAUGCAGCCAAUGAAUACCUAGAACAUGAAGGAGGCCUUGCUUUUGCUCUUUCGAGUGCUGGAGGGCCAGAAAUAAAAGAGGAAAGCGGCAUUUAUAUUAAAAAAUAUGGAAAACUCGCAGCUGGCAAAAUAGCAGUGACAGGUGGAGGGAAGCUCCCAUGUAAGAAAAUUAUUCAUGCAGUUGGUCCAAGGUGGUACAUGCUUGAAAAAGCAGAAUGUUGUGUCCUGCUUGAGGAAGCUAUUGUGAAUGUCCUGAAAUACGCUAAUGCCCCAGAAAAUGGUAUAAAGUCUGUGGCUAUCCCAGCAGUGAGUUCAGGUAUUUUUGGCUUCCCACUCAAUUUAUGCGCUCAAGUGAUUGUAAUGGCUAUAAAGGGAUUUUUUGAGAGAAGUCCACCAGGAAGUCUCAGGGAAGUCCGUCUGGUGAACAUUUGUGAGAAAACAGUAGCAGAAAUGAAAAAGGCCUGUGAAAAGUUCCUGGGUGAUAGCAAUUCGCUUCAGGAAACUGCUCCAGCUUCGCCAAGACAUCCUGUACCUGUCAUCAUAAUUGGAAACUCUCGCUUGUGUAUCUUAAGAGGACACAUUGAAGAGCAAAAGACUGUAGCCAUUGUUACCUCCGUGUCUUCGGAUGGCAAGUUUUACUCUCCAGUUUCAUCACCAAUGAUGCAGAAAGCGGGUCCAGCUCUUCAAGAGGAAUUUGUGUCUCAGCUUAGGCAUUCUUCAUACUACAAGGAGCUCAUAAUAACAAAAGGGUAUAAUCUACCCUGCAAGCAAGUACUGCACAUUGUAUGGCAACAAUACAGACACGUGGUGUUACUGUGUGAGCAAUUAAAAGAAGCAGUUACCAAAUGCUUGUAUCACAUUCGGGAUCUGAAAUCCCCCUCAGUUUCUUUUCCAGCAAAGGGGAUUUGGUCAAAAACGCUACCUGAGGAAACAGUGGCGGAGAUCAUGAUUGAAGAGGUUUCAAAUUUUGCCAGGAAAUACCCUGAGAAGUUGUUAGAUGUGCAGUUUGUCUUUUGCCCAGAUGACAGUGCUUCCUAUCAGGCUUUCCAGAGAAAGCUUAAUUUGGUAGCAAGAAAAGAGGAAGAAAAGCAGUAUAACUGUGGAAGCAAUCAUCCGAGUACAGAGUCAGACAGUCAAAGCAUAAGGAAGACUCCCAAUAACAAACCGGCUAUCGAACUUAAGGGGAACACACAUAUUGCCCUGAAAGCAGCAGUAUUGUGGCUCCAACGCAUCAUACAAGCUCAGGAGAGUGCUCAGGAGAGUCGCCAUGCUAGUAUUGAAAACAACUUCAUCUUUAGCCUUGGUAAAAAGGAGUUUGAAGAACUAUCUCGAGAGCAGCAUUCUAGUGUGCAUGUAUCAGAAAAAGUGAGAGGUGGGAAAGCGAGCCUAGAAUUUCACGGCCCCCCUGAUGCUGUCAUUGAUGCAGUGCUUGCAACUGAGAAAUUGCUGCUUCGAAUGCAAGAGAAGACUACAGCCAAACAAGAGGAACUGCUGCAGUUAAUGGGCCAACCAAAAGCAGAUCAGCUUUCAGAAGGACCCCUUCACAAGACAAAUGCUACUAAAUGCUUCCAGAUUUCACAGGUAGAAUCACACCUGCAGGAGUUUAAGGACAGACAGAAACAAUUUGAAAAGGCUGGGCUUCACGUUCUUAAGAUUGAAAAAAUCCGUAAUCCUCUUCUGUCUGCUGCAUUCCAACAAAUGAAAAAAAAUAUAGAAGAAAAAGGAGGUUCCUCCAACGUAUCCCACAAGUUGUAUCAACGUGUUCCUGCGGAGUUCUGUACCUUGGUAUGCCAGACAGGAUUUCAUAGAAUAUAUUCUCCACCAACAGAUCAAAGGUACGGAGCUGGCAUCUACUUUAAAAGGAACCCAAAAAGCCUAAUUGAGGAUGGAGGGGAUUGGGAAAAAGACUCUAGAAUGUAUGUGUUUGAGGCUGAUGUCUUAACAGGCUUAUACACUGGAGGCAGGCAGUCUUACAUUAUACCACCAGCAGUGGAGGGAGAUGCCACUAAGAUGUAUGACAGCUUAGUAGAUGAUGAAAGCAAUCCAGGCAUCUUUGUUAUUUGCAACAGCAUUCAGGCCCUUCCACAUUACUUGUUGACUUGCUCCCAAGUGAAGUAGAGGCACAUGGACCUCCGCAGAAACCAGCAGCAUCCUGAGUAAGCGUUAGUCAGAAUGCUAGCUAUGGUGAAGCCCCCCUCAGAACAAAGUCUGGUACUUAAACCUCAAGAGGGUGCUCUACCUAGUAAAGUGUUGUGAUCAAGGAACCUCUUGACAGCUCUGAAAUAUCUACGAGGACAAGUAAACUGGUACCUUAAGGAGAUCAGAACAAUCUGUGAGUUCAUCUGUGUAUGAAAAUAGAAUGGAAAGCAUCACAAAAUAGUUCAACGUUUAUCUGUCUUAGUAUUCUUAGCACAUGACUACACAUGACAUGUUUGCAUUAGUUGUCUUUUUUCCCCUAUACUUCCUUAAUCUAAGAUGUUGAAGAACCCAAGACAUUGAAGUUGAUUUGAUUCUUUAGUCUUCUUUUGACUGAAAUGGACAAACGUAUCAGGUGAAUGCUGUUUUCCACCUAGGGCUUUGCUGCUAAAUACACACUUAAGACAAACAUGAAGCAAUGCUUCAGGAUUUCUAACAGUAAUUGCUAUUACAGUUUUUGUUAAGAAAUUCCAAUCAUUGUAGAUUCCUGUAUUCAAAAUAAAAAUUAUGAAUGAUACUA
Molecule: messenger RNA, 3100 nt
Organism: Oxyura jamaicensis (ruddy duck)
Lineage: Eukaryota; Metazoa; Chordata; Aves; Anseriformes; Anatidae
Gene: PARP9
Product: poly(ADP-ribose) polymerase family member 9
Exons: 10
Coding region: 160-2502 (780 amino acids)
Biological process (GO): negative regulation of gene expression; positive regulation of type II interferon-mediated signaling pathway
Cellular component (GO): cytoplasm; nucleus
Molecular function (GO): transcription corepressor activity; ubiquitin-like protein ligase binding; NAD+ poly-ADP-ribosyltransferase activity
Source: RefSeq, a predicted model, not a curated record